AUGAAUUUUUACAUCAAAGUCACAUUUAACAACACUUCAUGUCAUCUUACUAUUGACAAUGAAAAUAACUUGGUGAUCAUGAAUUAAAUCCAAAUGAUGACAUUUCCUUUAAACCUAGAUGCGAAUAUUGUCUGGAGACUAGAGAAUAACCUUUUAAAAGGCUUUGAAAUAAAUGCGUUUUUGUUUUUGGGUGAUCAUCAUGAUCUUCUGAAGCUCAAAUCUAUCUUGGGCUAACUGGUUACCUAUAAAAAGAUCAGUAACAUGUACAACUUUCUCAGCACUCUGGGGAAGGGAAACUAUUCAUAAGUAUGUUUGCUUCAGUGUAAAAUAACUCAUAAAUUAUAUGCUGCCAAAUGUAUGAAAAAAGAAAACCCUGCUGUUAUCAAUGACAUCAAAAGAGAAAUACAGAUUUGGUCUAUGUUGUAACAUAAAAAUGUUGCCAAAUUUUAUGAAGUUUAUGAAAGUACAAACAAAAUUUAUGUUGUAAUGGAAAAGCUCAAUAAAUUACGAAAUGACUACGAUCAUGAAGAAAUUAAAUUAAUUAUGAAAGCUAUUUUGGAGGGUGUUAAUUAUAUUCAUUCCAAAAAUAUUAUACAUCGAGAUUUAAAAAUCGAUAAUAUUUUGAUUGAUGACGAGAAUUAAGUUAAAAUAAUCGAUUUUGGAUUAGCGUGUCAAUUCAUUAAUGUAGAAUCCAGAAAUAUUAGUUGUGGCACUCCUGGUUACAUAGCUCCAGAAGUUCUGAUCAACAAAUCCUUUGAUUAUAAAUCUGACAUCUUCAGUAUUGGAGUAGUCAUGUAUUAACUUUACUUUAAUAAACAUUUAUUCCAAGCUGAAUAAGUGGCUGACAUUCUUAAACUCAAUAAGAAAUUUACAAUAUCUCGAUUAUCUGUAUUGGAUAUACCAGAUUGUGGUUAUCAAUUCUUAAUAAGCUUAUUGAAUCAUAAUCCAACGCAAAGAAUAACAGCCUCUCAGGCCCUCUCACAUUGGUAUAUGAAUUCUAUCAAGGAGGAGCAUUUUACUAAAGUACCGCGAAAUCCAAAUCCUAAAUUCAAAGACCAUCUCCAAACGUGCAUAAUCAUGUGUUCCAAAACUACUAUAACUUCAUAUAAUAAAAUUUAAUGA
This is a messenger RNA of Paramecium tetraurelia, 1122 nucleotides long. RefSeq lists its product as uncharacterized. NCBI's taxonomy places the organism in Eukaryota, Ciliophora, Oligohymenophorea, Peniculida, Parameciidae. Gene Ontology annotation, molecular function: protein serine/threonine kinase activity; ATP binding. Gene Ontology annotation, cellular component: nucleus; cytoplasm. The transcript has 2 exons. The record is from RefSeq and is a predicted model, not a curated record. Gene Ontology annotation, biological process: protein phosphorylation; mitotic DNA damage checkpoint signaling.